Photinus pyralis (common eastern firefly) is the source of this 1372-nucleotide messenger RNA. Its product is annotated as zinc finger protein 335-like. The transcript has a single exon. Gene Ontology annotation, molecular function: DNA-binding transcription factor activity, RNA polymerase II-specific; RNA polymerase II transcription regulatory region sequence-specific DNA binding. Gene Ontology annotation, cellular component: nucleus. Lineage: Eukaryota; Metazoa; Arthropoda; Insecta; Coleoptera; Lampyridae. Gene Ontology annotation, biological process: regulation of transcription by RNA polymerase II. The coding region runs from base 125 to 1315 and encodes 396 amino acids. The record is from RefSeq and is a predicted model, not a curated record.
GGGCACCUAAAAAGAUGCAAGCCCUGCCCAAAGUGAACUGAACUGUGCUCCCGUCAUAUUUUGUUAGUGCAUUUGUUUAUAUAAAUAAUAAAUAGGAAGAAAUCAAGUAUUCCAUUGCUCAGUCAUGACCACCCAAGAUAUCGUUGCGAUUGUCAAAACUGAAAAUGAAGAGGAAAUCAAAGCGUUCAUGGAGAAAAUGGAUUUCGAGAACGAAACAUCUGCUUCAAUAAAGCAGGAAUACAAUGUGACCUGUGCAAAUCCGGUGACAAACGUAUCACUGAAAGAAGAUGAAGUUGCGCGUUAUCUUCCUGCAGUUGAAAAGAAACACACUGUUUCUAAAAAUUUUAUUUGUGAUCAGUGUAAUUAUACCGCGCAUUUUAAGUCUUCGUUAAAGCGUCAUCUUGUAAGUCACAGUAAUUCCAAACGAUUUCAAUGUGACCAGUGUAAUUUUGCAACAAAAUGGAAGGAGAACUUGAAAAAGCACCUUUUAACACACCUCGACACCAAAAAACGAGAAAAAAGCCUGAAGUGUGACCAGUGUAAUUACGCCACGCAUAUUCGAUCUGCUUUAAAGUGUCAUCUUUUAAGGCACACCGUUUUCGUUUUUAAACAGUUUCAGUGUGGCCAGUGCAAUUUUGCAACGAAAUGGAAGGAGAGCUUUAAGAAUCAUCUUCUUCAACACGCCUCCACUUCCAAGGACUUUAAGUGUGAUCAGUGCAGUUAUGCUACAAACAAUAAGAUACACUUAAAGGCUCACUUUUUAACUCACAAAGUUCUUAAAGAUUUUAAUUGUGACCGGUGUAAUUACUCCACAAAUUACAAGAGGAACCUGGAGCGUCAUUUUUUAACGCACACCACCACCUCGACCACUAUUUCCAAAGCCUUUAAGUGUGACCUGUGUAAUUACGCAACGAAUACUAACGGCAACUUAAAGAUUCACUUUCUAACACACAAAAUUUCCAAAGAUUUCAUUUGUAAUCAGUGCGACUAUGCCGCACACAAUCAAUAUAUUUUAAAGCGUCAUCUUUUAACACACAACAGUUCCAAACAGUUUCAUUGUGGCCAGUGCAAUUAUGCAACAAAGUGGAAGGGGAACUUAAAGAUUCAUUGCUUAAACCUCCAUUCCACUUCAAAAGACCUUAAAUGUGACCAAUGCGAUUACGCUACAAACAAUAAGGAUUACUUGAAGGUUCACUUUUUAACUCACAAGGCUUUCAAAAAGUUCUUUUGUUGUCAUUGUAGUUUUACCACAAAUUAUAAACGAACCUUAAGGAAGCAUCUCGCCACACACAACACAUUGAAACACUUACUUUGAGUAUGUAUAUACUUUGUUGCCUUAGUUCAAGUUCAAUAGAAGAUUGUUAGUUUGUAA